Molecule: messenger RNA, 1243 nt
Organism: Arachis duranensis
Lineage: Eukaryota; Viridiplantae; Streptophyta; Magnoliopsida; Fabales; Fabaceae
Product: heme-binding-like protein At3g10130, chloroplastic
Exons: 8
Coding region: 136-990 (284 amino acids)
Source: RefSeq, a predicted model, not a curated record
UGUCAAAGAUGCGGAAUACGUGUAAUUGUGCCGGGAAAAAUAAACAACCUGAGGACCAAAAUUAUCUGAGCUGUGUCAGUGCGUCGCUGAACAACAGAAAUUCAAAAUAGAAGAAGCUGUGUCUGGAAAAGCACCAUGGUUCCCCUUUGCAACCCUACGCUUUCUCUGCCCCUCCCGAUUCCGACGAAAGCCAACAACCGCUCCUCGAAUUCAAUUAUCACCAACUCUGCUUCUUCCAGCAAGAGGCAGCGAACAACUACAACUACUUCCUUUUCGCCCUUCGAAACACGAGUCUCACUCAUUUUCGCCCUUGCUUCUCAAGCUACCUCUCUCUCCCAGCGACGUAAAUUUAUAGCUGACAUGGCUUCUGAGACUGCAAAGUACGUGUUUCCUAAAAGAUUUGAAAGCCGCACGCUCGAGGAGGCCUUCAUGACAGUUCCCGACCUUGAGACUCUCAACUUCAAAGUUCUUAGUAGAACGGACUCCUAUGAGAUUCGGGAAGUUGAGCCUUAUUUUGUGGCAGAGACUACAAUGCCUGGGAAGACUGGCUUUGAUUUUAAUGGUUCUUCUCAAUCCUUUAACGUCCUAGCUGAGUACCUCUUCGGUAAGAAUACAAGAAAGGAAAAAAUGGAGAUGACUACACCAGUGAUUACAACUAAGAAUCCCUCGGAUGGGGUUAAAAUGGAGAUGACUACCCCUGUGCUAACAACAAAGUCAGAAGAUCCAGAUAAAUGGAAAAUGUCUUUUGUCAUGCCAUCAAAAUAUGGUGCUGAUCUGCCACUGCCUAGAGACUCCUCUGUGAGGAUUAAAGAGAUCCCCAGAAAAACAGUUGCUGUAGUUUCAUUUUCAGGUUUUGUGAAUGAUGAAGAAGUCAAGCAUCGUGAACUGAAAUUACGCGAAGCCUUGAAAAGUGACAGACAGUUCAAAAUUAAAGAGGGAAGUUCAGUAGAAGUUGGACAAGUGAGAUGCUUAUUGCAAACCUUAGGCUAAAGUACAAUCCACCAUUUACCCUACCAUUUCAACGGCGCAAUGAAAUGGCAUUGGAGGUGGAACGGAAAGAUGAGUAGGAAUAAACUUGAAUAUUUACCAUUCCUAUUAUAAGUUGUAAAAUUUAACACAGUUAGCAUAAUGAGGGAACAAGAUCUUUGAAGUCAUGUUGAUGCUUGCCUUUUUGUAAAUAUACUGACAUUGAAAAAUUUAGAAUCAAAUAUAUGGAGAAUAUACCAAUUUCAUAUGUUUUAAA